CGACACCGAGCAGACCACCGUUUUCCUCUGAAUUAUCCACGUUGUACAUCGAACACUACACAUCGCAACUAGUCUCGUCCAGAGCUCGAUUCGACAGGAUGAUUUCGUUGAAUUUUAUGACUGGGGAGGACCCUCUGUCCCUCGACCGGAUCAGAGCUGUAUUGACUCGGUUGGAGGAUACCAUCAUCUUUGGCCUCAUCGAGCGAGCUCAGUUUGCGCACAACCCCAAGAUUUAUCAGAGAGGAGCUUUGAAGGAGCUGCAGACAUUGGGUUUUGAAGGAAGUUGGCUAGAAUGGUUCUUGAAGGAGACAGAGACUUUCCAUGCCAAAGCGCGGAGAUACACCAGCCCAGACGAAUAUCCAUUCACCAAAGACCUGCCAGAACCAGUUCUCCCACCCCUGUCCUUCCCAUCUAUCCUCUACCCAAACAACAUCAACGCAAACGCCUCGAUCCUCUCCUUCUACACCCGCGCCAUCGUCCCCCGCAUCACCCGCCGCGCAACCCUCGCACUCGCGGCCCAAAAGCGGGCACUGGGCAUCCUCGGCGACGAUGAAUUCGAGGACGACGGUAAUUACGGAAGCGCUGCUACCAUCGACGUCGAAGUCCUCCAAUCAAUAAGCAAACGAGUGCAUUAUGGCAAAUUCGUUUCCGAAUCCAAGUUCAUGAGCGACCCCGCCGCUUUCAUCCCACACAUCCAGAACCCAAACCGCGCAGCCCUCGAAGCGCUAAUCACCAAACCCGAAGUAGAACGCAAACUCCUCUUGCGGUUGCAGAAGAAGGCUGCGACCUAUGCCCAGGACUUCGGGCCUGAUGGGGAGGCUAUGGUGAGCCAGGGCGGGAAUGCGUUGAGCUCCAACGCUGCGGUUGCGACCAAGGUGAACGGAGCUGGGAAGAUUGACGUAGACGGAGUGGUAGAUUUGUACGAGAGCUACAUCAUCCCAUUGACGAAGGAGGUGGAGGUUGACUAUCUACUUCGACGUCUAGAUGGACUUUCGCAAGAGGAUAUCGACAAGUUGAUAGAGAAGUCGAAGGAGAAGAAGGGUAAUUGAUAUGGAGACAAGUAUAGUAGCUUUGUGACGGACUUUGGGGCAACUUGGACCCACUGGCAUGCAUGACUGCGAUUGACUGUUCGUUAUGUACACUAACACAUUGUCGCUCUUGUCGACUUGGGACGAGAGGGACCUAACUUAUUUGAAUCUUAGAGAA
This is a messenger RNA of Coprinopsis cinerea okayama7#130, 1206 nucleotides long. Its product is annotated as chorismate mutase. The transcript is spliced from 5 exons. Gene Ontology annotation, molecular function: chorismate mutase activity. NCBI's taxonomy places the organism in Eukaryota, Fungi, Basidiomycota, Agaricomycetes, Agaricales, Psathyrellaceae. The coding region runs from base 99 to 1049 and encodes 316 amino acids. Gene Ontology annotation, biological process: chorismate metabolic process; aromatic amino acid biosynthetic process. The record is from RefSeq and is a predicted model, not a curated record. Gene Ontology annotation, cellular component: cytoplasm.